CACAAUCGAACGCAAACUCUAUUUUGUACAGCCUCGUCCGUUGGAGGGAUAGUAGAUGAAACUGUUGGAGCGGAUGACGGCCAGAAAUCCAGCUUGUCGGAUGAGUUGAUUCUUCAGCUCGGUGAAAUCGGUAUUCUGAUUGAAAAGUCAUUCUCGGACGCACGAGAUAUAGAGUUUGCCGUUAAAGAUGGCCAGAUCUACCUGCUUCAAGCCCGUCCUAUCACGUCGUUAAACAUCGAGAACGACUUCGAAAUCGGACAUGAACUCGAUACUGGGGUGCUGACUGAUCAAGAUCUAUUUACGACGGGCAACACUGGAGAAAUCAUGCCGCGCAGCGCCACGCCUUUGACUAUGAGCCAGCUCUGGUACAUAGAUCUUGGUUCCCAGUUGUCCGAAACGAAGAUAAGCUCACGGCAGACGAAAUGUGUUGAAUUGGACGUCGGCAUCUUCUCUGGCAAGAUUAUGCUCAACAUGUACAAUGUAAUGCAUAUUAUGUGA
Messenger RNA from Priapulus caudatus, 498 nucleotides. RefSeq lists its product as uncharacterized. Lineage: Eukaryota; Metazoa; Priapulida; Priapulimorpha; Priapulimorphida; Priapulidae. Gene Ontology annotation, molecular function: kinase activity; ATP binding. The annotation marks the transcript as partial. Gene Ontology annotation, biological process: phosphorylation. The record is from RefSeq and is a predicted model, not a curated record. The transcript has 4 exons.